Molecule: messenger RNA, 1412 nt
Organism: Emericellopsis atlantica
Lineage: Eukaryota; Fungi; Ascomycota; Sordariomycetes; Hypocreales; Bionectriaceae
Exons: 2
Coding region: 323-1129 (268 amino acids)
Source: RefSeq, a predicted model, not a curated record
ACGCUUUCGCGAAUUCGCACGCGGCACACUCGGCCUUGGGCUCUCCAUCUACGGAUCCGACAGACCAGGAUCGGUCCCUGAAGGAUGGGGAUUUUCCAACACGGUGAAGGGACAAUGGGGAUCUCGACCUGAGAGGGGGGUCCAGGUGAUCCUUUGACUCCUCUUUCCUUGAUUUCGGGGUAUCGUCUAUCCUCGGAUCACUCGUCGCCGCAACGGAAUCGGCACGACACGACCUGCGCUGCUGCAGAUUAUUAGCGACGACAGCACAGAGGGCAACAAGACGUUGCUAUCGACAGGACGCCGUAGCCCGACCAGCGACACGAUGAGCCGCGAGUAUUGGAAGAUUAAGUUCUCCUCCUGCGCUGCGUCUUGUUUCCGCACCGCGCUCACAUGGAUGUCGUGCGACGAAUCGGAUCUGUCAUGCUGGUGCGCAGAUGACAAUCGGGAAACGCUUCCCAAAGGGAUCGCCGACUGCUUCAACGAGGACGAGGGCUGUGAUGAGGACGACAUUUGGCGCUUGAUGAGCUCCUAUCGAGCAGCCUGUGACACUGCAGACGACAUCGCCGCCAGACAGCCCACGCCGGUCUCUUCAGUCGAUGAUCAUACCAAAAGAGACAGCCCUCGACCGACGGGCAGUUUAGAUCCAGGCGAGGGGGAUCUCAUCGCCGUACCACCGCCAACCCCUUCCAACAAUGAGAUUCCCCUGGCAGCGAAGAUUGGCAUGGCUGUCGGGUUUCCCUUGCUCGGCUUGCUUUGUGUCAUCCUCGCCUGUCUCUACAUCCGCGAGAGGAGACGAAGGAAAGGACUGGAAUGGACUUCGACAUCACCCGCAACACCGAUGCCAAGGAAGGAGAAGCACUCGUCGCUUGCCUCGAAGCGAACCACGGGGACGACGAUGAGUCUCACCGGCACCAGCCACUCCCAGAUUGGAGGACAUGAUAGUGUCAGGGGGACCCAGGGCAGUCACUCGGAUAUGAGGCGGUCGGACAGCGGCGCGUGGCGGCCGAGCAGGAAUGAGCAGGACGUUGUCAGCCCGAGCUCGGGGGAGAGCUCACAGGGGAGGAGGAGCUUGGGGCGCGUGAUGGAGGAGCCGCCCCGGCCGAGCUACUUCCUUGAGCUGCCGUCGUGACAGGCAAGACUGCACAGGAUCUUUUUUGUGUUUUUGCGAGGCGUUUUGGGUAGGUAAGCAUGGAACACGAAGCAAGAUCUUCAUCAUUGGCCAGUCUCUUCAUUUGUUGUUCUGACUAUGUUUGUUGAUCUGACGUGAACAUGAGCUUCACCCAUAUGGACGUGUUGUCAGCUGUCAGUACGUCAGAACUGAAAACAAACAUGGACUUGGUGUCUGUUUGAGUUUCACCGUCUGGCGCGGACCGCACGGGAAACGCAGAAACGUGGAACAAAGACCCGAAACU